This is a messenger RNA of Heterobasidion irregulare TC 32-1, 267 nucleotides long. RefSeq lists its product as uncharacterized. The transcript has 3 exons. Gene Ontology annotation, cellular component: nucleosome. Gene Ontology annotation, biological process: nucleosome assembly. Lineage: Eukaryota; Fungi; Basidiomycota; Agaricomycetes; Russulales; Bondarzewiaceae. Gene Ontology annotation, molecular function: protein heterodimerization activity; structural constituent of chromatin; DNA binding. The annotation marks the transcript as partial. The record is from RefSeq and is a predicted model, not a curated record.
ACUCGCAAGGAGACAUACUCGUCAUACAUCUACAAGGUCCUUAAGCAGGUCCACCCAGACACCGGUAUCUCCAAUAAGGCGAUGGCUAUCCUCAACAGCUUCGUCAACGACAUCUUCGAACGGAUUGCAACAGAAGCAUCCAAACUUGCCGCGUACUCCAAAAAAUCCACUAUCUCCUCGCGAGAAAUCCAGACAGCAGUCCGGUUGAUUCUCCCUGGCGAGUUGUCGAAGCACGCCAUCUCUGAAGGCACGAAGUCCGUGACGAAG